Paecilomyces variotii is the source of this 1358-nucleotide messenger RNA. RefSeq names its product glutaredoxin domain protein. NCBI's taxonomy places the organism in Eukaryota, Fungi, Ascomycota, Eurotiomycetes, Eurotiales, Thermoascaceae. Gene Ontology annotation, biological process: cellular response to oxidative stress. The transcript is spliced from 3 exons. The coding region runs from base 245 to 1006 and encodes 253 amino acids. Gene Ontology annotation, cellular component: cis-Golgi network; fungal-type vacuole; Golgi lumen. Gene Ontology annotation, molecular function: glutathione disulfide oxidoreductase activity. The record is from RefSeq and is a predicted model, not a curated record.
CAGCGCUUCUCCGCGUCCACUGGCCGACUGCACGCGACAGGACUGUUGCUUCAUGGCGCCAACCUCACUGGGCGUCUAAAAUCAUCGACGGACAGUUUCUUUGCUCUGUUUUCUCAUUCGUGUUACAUUCUAUAUUGACUGUUUGCGACUACUGUCAUUUCAAAAGUACUUUUCGACCGCUCGCUUCCCCUCAAAAGGCCCCUGGCGGCGAGAGAGAGCCCCAUCGGGGGUAGCAGUUCACACAAUGCCUUCCCAACGUCGAAUUAAGAUCUUUUUGGUCGCUAUUGUGACAGUUGUCUUCCUGUAUAUUUACUACACGAGCGAUGCGCGACAACUCCAGAACCAGAGAUUCUAUCGCUCGACAGUCCAAGCGAUGGACGCACACGCAGCAGCGAAGGAUUCCGCGAGUGAUGAUAGCAGUCUGUUCCGAAAGCUGCAGCCGAACCGUACGCCGCCGGUCGAUAAGGAGGCGUUGAAGGCGAAUCAGGAUAAGUCGGGCGCGAGCCCGCAGGACAGUGAUCAAGAAAUGGAAGAGAUAUCUAUCGCAGGGAGGACUAAAAUGCAGGUUCCCAAGCCUAAGUCGAGUGUUGCGCCGGUAGAGCAGAAAGAGGAGCCUAAGAAGGAGAAGACUGAGCCUGAAGAUGACCCUGAGAUCAGGGAUGAGUUGAAUGGGAUUCUCAAGAUGUCUCCAAUUAUCAUCUUCUCUAAAUCCUACUGCCCGUACAGCGCAAAGGCGAAGAAUAUCCUCCUGGAGAAAUAUACUAUUGUGCCAGCACCGUUUGUCGUUGAGUUGGAUCAGCAUCCCAUGGGUCAGAAGCUACAGCUCCUCCUAGCGAGACAAACCGGUCGGAGAACCGUCCCGAACAUCCUCGUCAAUGGACGGAGUAUUGGUGGCGGAGACGACAUUGCGGCGCUAGAUCGAGAGCAGCAGUUGGGCUCGAAGCUCAAGUCAUACGGAGGAAAACGCAUCAUGGAGGUUACACCGAAGGCAUCGAAGGAGGUCUGAAUUAUCUUAUAUUAUAGACGUUGGUAUUACUAUCUUAUGCUUCGGAUCUGGCCAGUUGAUAUCCGCGGGUUGGAGGAACUGGACUAGCGCCGUGCAGAAGGGAUGCAUGAUAGGGCGUUCUUGGUUGAUAGUGAGUAUAUGAGUUUGGAUAUCAUUGUAUAUAUAGUCAGAUUUUAUGGUAUUGAUGCUCCAAUUGGAGUCAUAAGAAGACAUUCUUCAUUCUUUCGUUCAAGUCACAGAUUCACCGAGGGUGCCGUGUCGAUGAAAAACCAUAGAAAAUGCCAUGAGAGUGGAUACUCAACAAGCCAAAUCUAUGCAAAUGCUCAGAUCAUGAUACAGAAUGUUAACUAUU